This is a messenger RNA of Closterium sp. Yama58-4, 1251 nucleotides long. The record is from the annotation of a GenBank genome assembly. Lineage: Eukaryota; Viridiplantae; Streptophyta; Zygnematophyceae; Desmidiales; Closteriaceae.
AUGGCAGUAGGAAAAAUGGAUGCGUCUGCUAAUUCGGACGCCGCUGUUCCAGAGGAAUCUAACCAUCCACAGGAGAAAGAGGCUCAAGAGAAGAAAGUUACAGCAGAUUCGCACGCUACCGAUUCUCAGCAACCCGCUUCAUCAUCGCGAUCAGGUGGAAAGAUAUUUAUAGGGGGGAUUUCAUGGGAAACGAAAACAGAGGACUUGAUCGAGCAUUUCAAGCAGUAUGGAACCAUUGUGGAUGCGGUGGUUAUGAAGGAUCGGGUAACUGGCCGGCCACGUGGAUUUGGAUUUGUCACUUUCGAGGAUCCCUCAGCGUGUGAUAAAGUCGUGGAGGAUCAACACGUCAUUGGCGGCCGCGCGGUGGAAGCUAAAAAGUCAGUUCCACAAAAUGCAAGUGCAGGACGUGGUCCGAGGACGAAGAAGAUAUUCGUCGGAGGCCUUGCUGGUAGCACCACAGAAGAGGAAUUUGCCGCGUACUUUUCGAAUUUCGGAAAUGUGGUGGAUCGCCAAGUAAUGAUGGAUCAUAACACUGGUCGAUCUCGGGGGUUUGGCUUCGUCACUUUUGACAGUGAGCAAUCCGUCGAAAAUGUCCUUGCUCAAGGAAAAAUGCAUCAACUUGGAAACAAACAGGUUGAGGUGAAAAAAGCGGAGCCCAGGAGAAUGGAUGCUUCUGGAGGGAACGAUGGCUACGGUGUAGUAAGGGGUCGUCGCCAUGGUGUAGAGUACAGCUCGGGAGGUUACGGGAUUCCGGGGAGCUACGGAGAUGCCCCCAUGCCUGCUUACAGAGGCGACUACGGCUAUGGCCCUGCUUAUGCAGGUGGUUAUGGUGUCCCCUAUUCUGCAGUAGCUGACGCCAUGGCCGCCGUGUCCACCUCCGCUCUUGUUGCCCCCAGCUCCAUCAAGAGCUUCGAUGGCCUCCGCGCCAGCGCCACCCCCAGCCGGGUGGUGAAGUUCGCUCCCCUGAAGGGCAAGGGUGCCCUCGGUGCCCGCUGCGACUACAUUGGCUCCCCCACCAACCUGAUCAUGGUGAGCUCCAUCGCUCUGUGCUUCGUCGCUGGCCGCUUCGGCCUUGCCCCCUCGGCGAACAGGAAGUCCAGCGCCUUCCUGAAGUUGAGCGAGAGGGAGACCGGCCUUGGCACCAACGACCCCGCCGGCUUCACCGGCACUGAUGUGCUUGCUUUCGGCGUUGUCGGCCACGGCAUUGGCGUUGGCGUCGUCCUUGGCCUCAAGUACCUCGGCGUGAUCUAA